Messenger RNA from Durotheca rogersii, 1353 nucleotides. RefSeq names its product Fructosamine kinase-domain-containing protein. The record is from RefSeq and is a predicted model, not a curated record. The transcript has 7 exons. The coding region runs from base 1 to 1353 and encodes 450 amino acids. NCBI's taxonomy places the organism in Eukaryota, Fungi, Ascomycota, Sordariomycetes, Xylariales, Xylariaceae.
AUGACCACCGUCCCCGCCGAGGCAGCGCGCCGUGUCCCCGACGUCCCGGCCGCCCGCGUCGUGGACCCGGCUGUCGUCGCGGAGCUGCCCCCUGGCACGACGGUCCGGGGUCUCGCGCCCCACGGCUCCAGUUUCUGGACGCGGACGGCGCGGCUAGACGCCGAGCGUGACGGCGUGGGCGUCGCGUAUUUUCUUAAGACCGCCACCGGCGCCCUCGGUUGUGCCAUGAUGGAAAGCGAGUUCCGCUGCACCCGCCGUCUACGCCGCGCCGCCGGUGCUACGGAUCCGGCGGGCGUGGCCCUGGUCCCGGAGCCGAUCGCGUGGGGCACGUACGUUGGAAGUAGCGGUGGCACCGGCAGCAGUAGCCGUAGCGAAGAGGAGGGCAAAGGAGAACAUCGAAAUAGAAGUCAGGCGAGAGGUCAGGAAGACGAAACGCACUUCCUACUGUGCGAGUUCCGCCCGCUGACGGGCGAGGUCCCGGCGGCAGCCCCGUUCGCAGCGCGCAUCGCAGCACUGCACCGGGCCGGAGCGGCGAAGGGUAGUAGUGGCGGGGAAAGAGAAGGAGUUGGCGAGAGCAGGAGGGGGAGGUUCGGAUCUGACAUCCCGACUUUCCACGGCAACGUGCACGUUGACCACGGCUGGUCCGACUCGUGGGAGGAGUACUUCGCGCGGACGACGCGGGUCCUGCUUGAGAUGGAGCGGGCGGCGCGGGGCUCCGACGAUGAGAUCGAGCGGUUGGCGCCGCUCUUCUUCGCGAAGGUGGUCCCGCGGCUGCUGCGGCCGCUCGAGACAUGCGGACACGUGCUGCGUCCGACGCUGGUUCACGGCGACCUGUGGGACGGCAAUGCGGGCGUGGACGCGCGGACCGGCGCGCCUGUCGUCUUCGACGCGGCGUCGUUCUACGCGCACAACGAGUACGACCUCGGCGUUUGGCGGCAGCCCUGGAACAAGCUGAACGCUCCCUACCGCGCCGAGUACCUCAAGCACUUCCCCGCGUCGCCGCCCGAGGCCGACUUCGACGACCGGAACCUCUUAUAUGCUACGCAAGAGGCUUGCUGGUUUACACGCGUACUUUCCUACGUCAUGCCCGGCCUCUUCGUCUCAUAUGCACUCCCCGUGCCGCGCAUACGCUACGUCCAAGCUGGGAUACAACAGCUGACUCACUGUAGCCGAGUCAACAUUCUCGACUCGAUCUUAUACAAGGACGAUCCGAGUUACCGGACCAUGCUGAUCGCUGGCAUGCGCGCGCUCGUCGACAAGUUCCCCAGUGGCUUCGAUGCGUGGGAGACGGAGCGGGACCGUGGGACGAGACCGGACCCGGCGGAGGGAAUUUUGCAGGGUGGCUUGAGAUAA